GAGUGGAUGGAGGCGAAGUAUCUUGGAGGAAAAUUCCAACAAUGAGAAGUUUUUAUUGUCAGUCAUACUCCUUUAGCAUGUGAGUAUGUGCUGUUUCUCUGUGACGGUUCAACAGCUUCCACGAUGACGACCGCAGCAGUAAAGGCGUUCCCAUGAUGGCCAACCUGAAAACCUGAGAAGCAAACUUUGAACAAGGAGCAGGAGUCUUAUCCCAGACUUUCCCUGGUAUUACUAACGUUGUAAAAACCGUCACCACCAUGGCAUACUCGACUUCGGUUUCGAUUUGGACAUUUGCUUUUAGUUUGUACUUCGGCCUUUCGAAAUGUUACUUUUCGAUACCACUUAAAAUAUAUCCGGGAAAGUACAAUGUAUCUACUGCCGUGGAUUUGACUCCUCUGCGGUUGUUAGCGUUAAAGUCUGAUGGAAACGGCCUCUCUUUGGCCUCUGAUCCAACUGGUACAGUGAACUUUCUGGACAUGGUCAAUAAUUUACAAGGGGACUCUGGAAGAGGCUACUACAUAGAACUAUCAGUUGGCACUCCUGGCCAAAAGCUGAACAUCCUGGUAGACACAGGCAGCAGUAACUUUGCUGUGGCUGCGGCUCCCCACCCUUUCAUUACUCACUACUUCAACACUGAACUCUCCAGUACAUACCAAUCAGCUGGUCGCUCUGUAGCUGUCAGGUACACACAAGGCAACUGGGAAGGUGAGCUGGGCAUCGACAAGGUGUCCAUCCCCAAGGGCCCAAACGGCACCAUCAUCAUUAGCAUUGCUGCCAUCCUGUCAUCUGAGGGCUUCUUCCUCCCUGGGAUCAACUGGCAGGGCAUCCUGGGACUGGCCUAUCCUAUGCUGGCACGGCCUGAUUCAUCUGUGGAGCCCUUCUUCAACUCUGUGGUGAAACAGCUGGGAAUUCCCGAUAUCUUUUCCCUCCAGAUGUGCGGGGCUGGACUCUCAGCCAGCAGCACAGUCGAUCCUCCGGGUGGAAGCCUUAUAAUGGGUGGGGCUGAGCCAACUCUGUAUCGGGGGUCAGUGUGGUACACCCCUAUAAUAGAAGAAUGGUAUUACCAAGUGGAGGUUUUAAAACUGGAGGUUGGAGACCAGAAUCUGAAUCUGGACUGCAAAGAGUAUAACACAGAUAAAGCUAUAGUUGACAGUGGAACGACACUCCUGCGACUUCCCGUCAAUGUCUUCAAUGCAGUGGUAGACGCCAUCACAAGCAGCUCUCUGAUUCAAGAUUUUUCUUCAGGGUUCUGGGAUGGUACCAAGCUCGCAUGCUGGAUGAAGGGGGAGACCCCUUGGCGCUUUUUCCCCAAACUGUCCAUUUACCUAAGAGCCACCAACACCAGCCAGUCCUUCCGCAUUACCAUCCUUCCUCAGUUGUACAUCCAGCCAGUCAUAGAUGUGGAUGGGACGUUGGACUGUUUCCGUUUUGGGGUGUCCUCUUCAGCCAAUGGCCUGGUGAUUGGGGCUACUGUUAUGGAAGGCUUCUAUGUGGUGUUUGAUCGUGCUCAAAGGAGACUGGGCUUCGCACUCAGCAGCUGUGCAGUGAAGGGUGAAGUGGCUCUGUCAGAGAUCGCUGGACCUUUUUCAGCCGCUGAUGUGGCGGCUGACUGCUCCAGCGGGAUGCUCAAGGAGCCUCUUCUGUGGGUGAUCUCCUACACCCUAAUGGCAGUCUGUGCAGUGGUCCUCGUCAUCCUGUUGCUCCUGCUGCUCUUGCCCUGCAGACGUAGAGACCACUUUGGAGAGAUCACAGACGAGUCCUCACUGGUGCGGCACCGCAUCAAGUGACUGAGAGUAAAAGGACGGGCGAGCACCGUGAACGGGCCGAGGGACAGCGAGCAGAGCCAGUCCACACCUGUGGAGAAAGGGGUGGGGGUCGGCCUGCGUCACCCGGCAGUGCUCAGCUCUGAUUCUUUGACUGAUUUUAGACUGCACUCAUCAGCUUGGCGCGUGGAGGUAGAAACACAGACAGAUCAACUGCCCCUUAAAGGGAAAUUCCACCCCCAAAACACUUCCUCCAGCAACUGUUAAGAGUUGAAUGCUUGUUCCAGUUUCUUCCUUGUUUGUGUAAAUGGAACAAUGUAAAUGCUUUCAUACAGGGAAAGACAUUCACAUCUGAAGAGAGUGCAAUUUUCUCACUGAGCAUAGCUGUUAUAGGACAUAAUGUCCUCAAGCUUUUUGGUUAUGUGUUUCUUCUCUACCUGCCACAACUAUGAGUACUUUAAAAGACCACUCUAAUCAAGCUCAGGCUUAUUCUCUUUAGGCUUGUGAAAAGGUAAUCUGUGAAAUGGUGAUCGCUAACAAAAAGUCAACCAAACAAAGAAAAACAAUUCCUUUAAUACACUGCCAUCACACCAGCAAUGAAUGUUAUUACAUGAACAAAGACAAGUGGAUGGGAGCAUUACGUAUUAUAUAAAAUUAAAUGCCAUGGAACAUUAUAAAAUGUGCCUUUUGAGAGCUAAAAAAAUCAGAUCUGAAAACAGAUCUUUUUAGGGUUGUGUGUCCACUUUGUGUCAAACUGUUGGACCUUCUUGUAGUAUGAAGUUCCAGUGUUCCAUAGGGCCAAAUUAAUAUGUGCUUGCAUUGACGUUGAGGGGUAAAGCUGCUCUAAUAACCACUGUUAAUAUUAAAAAUUUAAGAAGUUAUACACGUUUACGCCUGUAGUGCCUUCCAAGAGAAUUGGAAACACUGUAUAAGCAGGUUAAGACUUAAUCUGCUUAAUUGCACUUUGUUGAUCAAGUGUAAUAUAAAACAACAGAUCAAUAUUUCUCAGUCUUUUUAUGCAAUUUGUUGUAUCAGUGUAAUUUAGCUAAAUAUGUAAACAUUCAGCUUUUUAUUUAAAUUUCUUUAAAUGUUAUAGUGUUACAUUUACAUCUUUACCUUUAUGUUUAAUAUUAUUUAGAAACUGAACAUCUUAUACAAAACAAACACUGACGUGGAAGGAUCUUAAACUGAUAAGUUAAAAACACAUUCCUCCUUUGGGUAUUUCUAGAAUAAUUAGAUAUUUAAAUAAAGGUGACUGGAUAUCAUUUAUAUUUGACAUAAAUGGUAGCUUCAGGUAUAAGAUUAUUUAAAUAUGUCACAUUAAAGACUUCUGCACUGCGACUGUAGAACACAGAGUGAAACUCUAAUUCCAAUUUUUCCCAAAAUUUGAAGUUGUAUAUUUUAUUUAAAAGUACAUUUAAAUAUUUGAAUGUUCACCUAUUUAUGUGUGGGAUUUCUUUCUGUGCCAAAAUUGUACUUUUGCUGUAAAUAAAAACAAACGUGACAA
Messenger RNA from Melanotaenia boesemani (Boeseman's rainbowfish), 3270 nucleotides. It is a transcript of the gene bace2, whose product is annotated as beta-secretase 2. Gene Ontology annotation, molecular function: aspartic-type endopeptidase activity. NCBI's taxonomy places the organism in Eukaryota, Metazoa, Chordata, Actinopteri, Atheriniformes, Melanotaeniidae. Gene Ontology annotation, cellular component: endosome; membrane; trans-Golgi network. Gene Ontology annotation, biological process: amyloid-beta metabolic process; membrane protein ectodomain proteolysis. The record is from RefSeq and is a predicted model, not a curated record. The transcript is spliced from 9 exons. Bases 258 to 1787 code for a protein of 509 amino acids.